GCCAGCCUCAAGAGGCCCGUUCUAGCUUCAAGGGCCCGCGCCAGCCUCAAAAGGUCCGUUUUAGCUUUAAGUGUCCCUCUAAGGGAUGACACUAGCCUCAAGAGGUCCAUUCUAACUUCCAGAGUCCUUCCAAGGAAUGGCACCUGCCUCAAGAGGCUUGUUCCAGCUUCCGGAGUCGCUCCAAGGUACGAUGCUGGCCUCAAGAGAUUUGUUUCUGCUUCCUAGGUCCCUUAAAUGCACCGUGCCGACCUCAAGAGAUUGGUUUCUGCUUCCUGGGUCCCUCAAAUGGACUGUGCCGACCUUAAGUGGUCCGUUCCAGCUUUCAAGGGACUUUCCAAGGGACAUCGUUGGCCAAGUGGUGCAUUCCAGCUUCCAAGGUCCCUUCAAUGGAUGACGCCAGCCUCUAGAGGUCCGUUCUUGCUUCUAGGGUCCCUUCAAGGGACUGCGCCAUCCUCGGGAGGUCUGUUCUAGCUUCAAGUGUCCAUCCAACGGAUGACAUUAGCCUCAAUAGGUCCGUUUCAGCUUCAUAGGUCCCUCAAAGGGACAGUGCCGACCUGAAGUGGUCCGUCCCAGCUUCCGCGGUCUUUCAAAAGGGACUCCGUCUAGUGAACCAGUCAAGAUGUCCAUCCUCGAGUGGAAUAAUGAAUCAAGCAAGCAUCCGCCGCCCACUAUCCAGAGUUCUUCCGGCCUCUUGGGAGGAAGGGAGUCCAGUGAGCUGUCCGCCGUCCACUGUCCAGAGAUCCACCGUCCCCUAGGGAGCAAGGGAGUCCAGUGAGCCAUCCAGUGAGCCAUCCAGCGUCCACUGUCCAGAGAUCCUCUAUCCUUUAGGGAGCAAGGGAGUCCAGUGAGCUGUUCACCGUCCGCUGUUCAAAAAUCCUCCGUUCUCUAAAGAGCAAGGAAGUCCAUUGAGCCGUCCGACGUCCACUGUCUAGAGAUCCUCCGUCCUUUAGGAAGCAAGGGAGUCUAGUGAGCUGUUCGCCGUCCACUUUUCGAAAAUCCUCCGUCCUUUAAGGAGCAAGGGAGUCCAAUGAGCUAUCCACUGUCCAGAGUUUCUUCGUCCUUUAGGGAGCAAAGGAGUCCAGUGAGAUGUCCACCGUCCAGAGAUCCUCCAUCCUCUAAGGAGCCAAGGAGUCAAGUGAGCCGUCCGACGUCCACUGUCCAAAGACCCUCUGUCUACCAUAGAGCCACGCCUUUCGUCGAGUUCCAUCGUGGUCGAGCAAGCAUGUCCGACCCUUGUCCUGCGAGUCCCAUCCAUAAGAAAUACAAUAGAUAAGUUGUACAAGCUGAGAAAAGUAAUAGUGUAAAAGAGUGAAGAUCUGUAAGUCGGUCAUCGUUAGAUGAUCAGAUUAUUGGAGAUAUUCAUACUCCCAUAUCAAGAUAGAGAAAAGAGUUACAAAGAGAGAACCGGGGAAGGUCUAUCCUUCGAUAAGAUCAGAGCGCCCAACCACCGUGAGAUAGAUAUCGAGCUACUGUUUAGAGGCUCCCAAAGAAUAUUGAAAAGCGAGCCCCGAGAAAGUCUUCUUCCCCGAGGCACCAAGUCCUCUUCCUGAGGCACUAAAAAGAAAGGUUCCUCUUCUAAGAGGCACCAAGUCCCGAGAAAGUCUUCUUCCAAAGAGGCACAAAGUCCAAGAAAGUCCUCUUCCAAGAGGCCCAACUCUCCGAGAAAAGUCCUCAUCCAAGAGACACAAAUCCUUGAAAAAAGUCCUCUUUCAAGAGGCACCAAAUCCCAAAAAAGUCUGUUUCCAAGAGGUCCAAAAAAGAAAGAAAAGUCCUCUUCCAGGAGACAUAAAUCUCUGAGAAAAGACCUCUUUCGAGAGGCACCAAGUUAAAUCCUUACCCACGAGGUAACGAGACCCUCCAAAAAAGAAAGUCUUUUUCUCGAGACACCGAAGAAAGUUCUAUCCCAUGAGGCAACCCAUCGAGUCAUAUAGUUUUUGAAUCUGUCUCGUUCCCCGAGAUAGACUCAAAACUAGGGGGCAUGUGAUGGAUUAUGGAUUGUACCUAAUCCACUAUUAUUUGAAUAGUAUAAGUAAGCCCAAUUCAAUCCGGUCCAAGAUAUAAAUCAGAUAAAUUAUUCAAGACAGAGCCAAAAAUAUAUAGACAGAAGAAUAUAUUUGAAGUGAUGUA
Messenger RNA from Cuscuta campestris, 2127 nucleotides. Lineage: Eukaryota; Viridiplantae; Streptophyta; Magnoliopsida; Solanales; Convolvulaceae. The record is from the annotation of a GenBank genome assembly.